Rhinopithecus roxellana (golden snub-nosed monkey) is the source of this 4204-nucleotide messenger RNA. RefSeq names its product zinc finger protein 16 (gene ZNF16). Gene Ontology annotation, cellular component: nucleus. Gene Ontology annotation, molecular function: DNA-binding transcription factor activity, RNA polymerase II-specific; RNA polymerase II cis-regulatory region sequence-specific DNA binding. The record is from RefSeq and is a predicted model, not a curated record. Lineage: Eukaryota; Metazoa; Chordata; Mammalia; Primates; Cercopithecidae. Gene Ontology annotation, biological process: regulation of transcription by RNA polymerase II. Bases 1631 to 3826 code for a protein of 731 amino acids. The transcript has 4 exons.
UCGCUCUGCGUGUGGAGGAAAUACUCUGGGAAGGGAGGAGAGUUUGGGCCCGUUCUCCCCCAAGGGGCAAGGUGCUGAGGGAUCGGCCAGGGCCCAUCCCGUGGCCGCUUGCUGUGGGAGGGUGGCGGCUGGCUCUUGCAGUUGUCUGACUGCUCGAGCGGUCUUAGCCAUUAGCCAGGAGACUCCGCUUUCAAGCUUGUUCAGGCUGUUGGCCGAAUCUGUGUUUCUUGGGUUUGGUCCUCAGGAGUGCUGGCUGCCGGCCUGAGUGGCCCUUAGCUCUCCGAGGUCCUUCCACGUGGCCCUCAGAUCCUUCUCAGGCUUUUAAGGGCUCAUUUGAUUAGAUUGGGUCCACCAGGGUAAUUCACGUCCAUAACCUUAAUUCCCUCUGCAAAGUCCCUUUUGGUAUGUAGUGUAACAUAAGCACAAGUUCCAGGGAUUAGGAUAUGGACCUGGGGGAGAGGGGGGCGUUUAUUCUGUGUCCCGGUAAGCAAGAUCCCACGCAUAAUGAAGUGAGAAAAAUAAGGUGUGAAGUAAUAGCAUAGUUGGGUGUAGUUUAUCAUUAAAAGGCAAACGUAUGUUUGUAUAUUUGCUGUGUAAACCUAGAUUAAUCUGGAACGCUACACUAGAAACAAGGGAAACUGAGUGGAUCUUUGGGGGAUUUUUCACUAUAAAUUCUUUUUACCUUUUAAAUUUUGAGGUGACUAUGCCCCUAUUCAGAAAAAAAUGAGACUUUAAAGUAUUUUUAAAUAAAAUGAACUAAAUAAAUAUUGCAGAAUAUUACGUCUCCCUUUGGAUUGGGAGAGGUUUCCCUCGAGAAAACUGGGCAUAGGCACUGUAAGGGCAGGCAGAUGCAGUCGCUGAGGGCCUUGUCACACCCAUCGCCUAUGUCUCCUCUGUUUCUGCUGCCGCAUGGUAGGCACCUUAGUGCUGUAACUGCUUUGAAUCUCAUCUCCCACCAUUCCUCUGAGCACCCUGCCAAGUUAAUCUUGAGGUGUUAGUUUUGUCUCUCCUGACAUGGAAAUGUGGCCAGUGCUUCACCUUCAUCUGGCAGCCAAGCUCCCUUAUCGUCUGUCCGUAGUGACCAUCCCUGUGAGCUCUGUUGGUAUCUCCUUGCCUUCUCCCACAAGUUUUUUCCCUACACUUGUCCUCUGACCUUUUCACCCAGACCGCUAGUUGUGCAUUUCUCCUUGAUGGUGAUCUGAGUCCAGGAGCAUCACCCAGCCCUUCUUUCUUCCCCACAUAGCUUAUGGGUGACACCUACCAUCACCUUGACUCCCUGCACCAUCCUCCUGCCUCCUUUCUUCACAUCCCCUUUGCAGAUCCCCUUGAUCACACCCUCACUCUCAGCUGGUGCUCAUAAAGAACAGAGGAGUCAGUGUCAGUACUUGUGAGUGAAGGGCUGAGGUGUGUCAGUGCUCCCAGUGGGCACCCGGGCAGGGUAUGAUGAGGGGGUAGGGAGAUUCAGUAAUCUGGUCCAUGUGAGGAGCCCAUCAUGCCUCCACAUGGGAGUGUCCUAUUUUCUGCUCACGGAGAGUAGUUAGGACUGGAGAUGAGCCCAAGUUUGUGAGUCAUUAUUAACAAGGAUGUUGAUGUCUCAAGACUGGACGUAAUCACCAAGGAGGUCCUAGUCAUGCCCAGCCUCAGAACUCGCCGUGAGGAGGCAGAAAUGGAGCUCUCAGCUCCAAGACCAUCCCCUUGGACCCCUGCAGCCCAGGCCCCUGUGAGUGAUGCUUCUGCUGUGACCCACCCUGGAUCUGCAGCCUGUGGUCCCCCCUGCUGUAGUGAUACUGAGCUGGAAGCCAUCUGCCCUCACUAUCAGCAGCCAGGUAUGAAGAGGGGAGAGGGAGAUGCUGAAGCCUUUUCUGGCAGACACGGAGCUGUGUGUGCAUUUCUGUCUGCAGAACGAGGAUGCACAUUGUUACUGGGCCAGAAGUCAUCCAGCAAACACCAGUCAGAAUUGCAAGUUUUCAGAGAUUGUGACACCAGGACUGAAGACAAGGAGUUUUUUCACAAGGAAGACAUUCAUGAAGAUAUGGAAUCACAGGCAGAAAUAUCAGAAAACUGUGCUGGUGAUGUUUCCCAGGUGCCCGAGCUUGGAGAUCUGUGUGAUGAUGCAUCAGAAAGAGACUGGGGAGUCUCUGAAGGCAGGAGGCUGCCACAGUCCCUCUCCCAGGAGGGGGACUUCACACCAGCGGCCCUGGGGCUCCUUAGGGGCGCCUUAGAGGAGAAAGAUCUGGCCUGUAAUGGUUUUGACAGUUGCUUCCGUCUGAGCCCAAACCUGAUGGCAUGUCAGGAAAUCCCUACAGAAGAGAGGCCACAUCCAUAUGACAUGGAUGGCCAAAGUUUCCAGCACUGCGUGGACCUAACUGGUCACGAGGGGGUUCCCACAGCUGAAAGUCCACUCAUAUGUAAUGAGUGUGGGAAAACCUUCCAAGGAAAUCCUGACCUUAUUCAGCAUCAAAUAUUCCACAUUGGAGAGGCUUCCUUUAUGUGCGAUGGUUGUGGGAAAACCUUCAGCCAGCACUCAGUUCUUAAGAGCUGUCAUCCAUCUCAUAUGAGUGAGAAAGCCUGCCAGUGCAGCGAAUGUGGGAAAGCCUUCCGAGGGUGCUCAGACUUUUCUAGGCAUCAGAGUCAACACAGCAGUGAGAGGCCUUAUAUGUGUAAUGAGUGUGGAAAAGCCUUCAGCCAGAACUCCAGCCUUAAAAAGCACCAAAAGUCUCACAUGAGUGAGAAGCCCUAUGAAUGCAAUGAAUGUGGGAAGGCUUUUAGGCGGAGCUCAAACCUCAUCCAACAUCAAAGAAUCCAUUCUGGGGAGAAGCCAUAUGUGUGCAGUGAGUGUGGGAAGGCUUUCAGGCGAAGUUCAAACCUCAUCAAACACCACAGGACUCACACAGGAGAGAAGCCUUUUGAGUGUGGCGAGUGUGGGAAAGCCUUCAGUCAGAGCGCACACCUGAGGAAGCACCAGAGGGUCCACACUGGAGAGAAGCCUUACGAGUGUAAUGAUUGUGGCAAGCCCUUCAGUCGGGUCUCCAACCUCAUUAAGCACCACAGGGUUCACACUGGAGAGAAACCCUAUAAGUGCAGCGACUGCGGGAAAGCAUUUAGUCAGAGCUCCAGCCUUAUUCAGCAUCGGAGAAUUCACACUGGAGAAAAGCCUCACGUGUGUACCGUGUGCGGAAAAGCCUUUAGUUACAGCUCAGUGCUCCGAAAGCACCAGAUCAUCCACACAGGAGAGAAGCCGUACAGAUGCAGUGUCUGUGGGAAGGCCUUCAGCCACAGCUCAGCCCUCAUUCAACACCAGGGCGUGCACACAGGUGACAAGCCCUAUGAGUGCCACGAGUGUGGGAAGACCUUUGGUCGCAGCUCCAACCUCAUCCUUCACCAGCGAGUCCACACUGGAGAGAAGCCCUAUGAAUGUACUGAAUGUGGAAAAACCUUCAGCCAGAGCUCAACCCUCAUUCAGCAUCAGAGGAUUCAUAAUGGGCUGAAGCCCCAUGAGUGUAGCCAGUGUGGCAAAGCCUUCAACCGAAGCUCCAAUCUCAUUCACCACCAGAAAGUUCAUACUGGGGAAAAACCCUACACCUGCGUUGAAUGCGGUAAGGGCUUCAGCCAGAGUUCACACCUCAUUCAGCAUCAGAUAAUCCACACUGGCGAGCGCCCCUACAAAUGCAGUGAGUGUGGGAAAGCCUUCAGCCAGCGUUCCGUCCUCAUCCAGCACCAGAGGAUUCACACUGGGGUGAAGCCCUACGACUGCGCUGCUUGUGGGAAAGCCUUCAGCCAGCGAUCAAAGUUGAUCAAACACCAGUUGAUUCACACCAGGGAGUAGCCUGUUGGGCUGGCAGGAGUGAAAUUGAGCAUAGUUUCCUCUCCAGCUCCUCUUUGGCCGUUGUCUCAGCCUCUGCCACUUCCCAGACCAAACGCCUGCAUUCAGCGCACUGCCCCACAUCCAGUGGCCACAUGGCCUGGGACCCUCCUUGGAAACAUCCUUUACGGGCUCCCUUCUCACUGCCACUGCUCUUGCCUCUUGUGAUGUCUUGAGUUUGGGUUUGUUUUUACAGCUUGUGAACAGACUGCACGUUUGUUACAAGGGAGAUUAUGGAGGCUGCAUAUUCAUGAAUAGAGUUUAUGAUUGUAAUCAAAAGUUACCAAAAAAGUAAAGUGACAUUUGGUUUGAGAUAACCAUAGUAGUUUUUUUGAUUGGUAA